Molecule: messenger RNA, 1174 nt
Organism: Elephantulus edwardii (Cape elephant shrew)
Lineage: Eukaryota; Metazoa; Chordata; Mammalia; Macroscelidea; Macroscelididae
Gene: ZDHHC18
Product: zinc finger, DHHC-type containing 18
Exons: 9
Coding region: 1-1038 (345 amino acids)
Biological process (GO): protein targeting to membrane; peptidyl-L-cysteine S-palmitoylation
Cellular component (GO): endoplasmic reticulum; Golgi apparatus
Molecular function (GO): protein-cysteine S-palmitoyltransferase activity
Source: RefSeq, a predicted model, not a curated record
AUGCGGGAGCUGGACCAGGGCGUGACUGAUUGCCACAGCAGCGGCAGCGGGAGCCUCGGCCACCGCCCUCGGCGCAAGUGGGAGGUGUUCCCGGGGCGCAACCGCUUCUACUGCGGUGGCCGCCUCAUGCUGGCGGGUCACGGCGGCGUCUUCGUGCUCACGUUGCUGCUCAUCCUCACCACCACCGUCCUCUUCUUCGUCUUCGACUGUCCCUUCCUGGCCAAGAACCUGACCCUCGCCAUCCCCAUCAUUGCUGCCGUCCUCUUCUUCUUCGUCAUGAGCUGCUUGCUGCAGACAAGUUUCACUGACCCUGGGAUCCUGCCCCGGGCCACUGUCUGUGAGGCAGCCGCCCUGGAGAAACAAAUAGACAACACGGGCAGCUCCACAUACCGGCCACCCCCCCGGACCCGGGAGGUGAUGAUCAACGGGCAGAUGGUGAAGCUGAAGUACUGCUUCACUUGCAAGAUGUUUCGGCCACCCAGAACCUCACACUGUAGUGUUUGCGACAACUGUGUGGAACGGUUUGACCAUCACUGCCCUUGGGUGGGCAACUGUGUGGGGAGACGGAACUACCGCUUCUUCUAUGCAUUUAUUCUCUCCCUCUCAUUCCUGACCACCUUCAUCUUUGCCUGUGUGGUCACCCACCUGACGUUGCGCUCUCAGGACGGCAACUUCCUCUCCACUUUGAAGGAGACACCAGCGAGUGUGCUGGAGUUGGUGAUCUGCUUCUUCUCCAUCUGGUCCAUCCUGGGCCUCUCAGGGUUUCACACUUACCUCGUCGCCUCCAACUUGACAACGAAUGAAGACAUCAAAGGCUCAUGGUCCAGCAAGAGGGGCGGCGAGGCCUCCGUCAACCCUUACAGCCAUAAAAGUGUUAUCACCAACUGCUGUGCUGUGCUCUGUGGCCCCCUACCUCCCAGCCUGAUCGACCGGAGGGGAUUUGUGCAGUCUGACACCGUGCUGCCCUCACCCAUCAGAAGUGAAGAGCCAGCCUGCGGAGCCAAGCCCGAUGCCAGCAUGGUAGGAGGCCAUCCUUGAAUGGGGCUCAGUACUUGCCACCUGCUGGCCUGUCUGCCCCUCUGCACUCAUCUGCUGCCCUGUAUACCUGCUGGGACCCUCCCCAUUCCAUCUGAGGGAAGCAGAGCCGCCAGAGACUCACGUCUUUUCAUAUUUA